Molecule: messenger RNA, 2414 nt
Organism: Hippoglossus stenolepis (Pacific halibut)
Lineage: Eukaryota; Metazoa; Chordata; Actinopteri; Pleuronectiformes; Pleuronectidae
Gene: rab42b
Product: RAB42, member RAS oncogene family
Exons: 2
Coding region: 425-1093 (222 amino acids)
Molecular function (GO): GTPase activity; GTP binding
Source: RefSeq, a predicted model, not a curated record
UAUCAACAGGCAAACCUUUAGUAGUCCACACCCCUGCACUCCACACUCAUGUGCAUGCUUACAGUGACAGUCAAGAUCAGCGGCUGUGAUGAGAUCUGCUGGGAAUCGACUCACCAGGACAGAUCUUUCUACUUAUCUGCAGGAUUUGAGGAUCCACUGAAGGAAUGACAGAGCUGUGGUGCAGCUGUAAAGGGAACAGGAGCGUGAGAUGACUGUGGACACAGAUUUCUGUCCUGAUUGGGAGAUUUCAAUAAGGAGUGGCUGCUGUGGUUUUUACUCAACUUCUGUAGUGUAGGAGUGGGUUGCUAGACUCUCAUUUGCAGGUUUCAAGUUUUCCCAAAACUUGAAAACUUCCUCAAACCUUUGUUGUGCAGCCAAAUCCUGUCUCCUGGUCGUCUUCACCCUUUCACCAGCACCACCAACAAUGGACCUCACUCUGUGGCAGUACCAGUUCCGGAUCAUCAUGCUGGGGGACUCCACGGUGGGCAAGUCCUCCCUCUUGAAGCGCUACACCGAGAACAUGUUCCUGGAGUCCAUAAACCAGACGGUGGGUGUGGACUUUUAUGUUCACUUCCUGGAGGUGGAGCUCGGGGUGCGUGUCAAGCUGCAGUUCUGGGACACAGCAGGACAGGAGAGGUUCAGGUCAGUGACCCGUUCUUACUACCGCAACUCAGUCGGAGGCCUGCUGGUGUUCGACAUUACCAACCGCGCCUCCUUUGACCGUAUCAAGGAUUGGCACACCGAGGUGUGCGAACGAGUGCAGCCGCACAAGGUUCUGUUUGUCCUGGUGGGACAAAAGAGCGACCGGGACGCUGCGGGAGAGAGGGCGGUGAGUCGAGAAGAGGCCGAGAAACUGGCCGGGCAGCUGGGGAUGCCGUACCUAGAGGCCUCCGCCAAGACGGGCCACAAUGUGAAGGAGUCUUUCGAACUCCUGGCUCGUCGGGUCUACCAGGGUCUUUUGAGCGGGGAGGUCGAGCUUCAGGAGGGCUGGGACGGAGUCAAGUGUGCUGCCCCGCAGGCGCUGCAGCUGCAAAGAGCCAGUCAGGCUACGGCCAGCAAAGCCUCCAACAGCAACAAGAAGUGCUGUGGUUGAACUGUGGACUGACUCUGACAUUUAAGUGGUGACCAUCAGCCAACACACCCAUAUGAAAUGCAUUAGCACCUUUUGUUGUGAGGAUACAAGCUUCAAUACUUGUUAGCAAGGGACUUAUUUGUGUAAAUUUUUUGUGACGUAAAUUUUGACAUUCUAAAUAGGUGAAGAUUGAACUUUAAAAACAAAGGUUUUGUGUUUUAGUCGAGCAAGGCCACUUAUUGGUCCAGAAAUAGUAAAUAAACCGUACCCUGAUUUGCACUUUUUAGUACCAUUAGCAAACAUUAGCAUAAUAUCAAGUUAUAGUAUGAUGCUCUGAAAUAUCACGUUAGCAUUGUCUCUGUGAGCAAAGUGUGAUAAUAGCAUAUGACCCAAUCCUGCCAAAGGUCAGCAGAAAGAUUAGCAUUCUCUUAUGUGAGCUACACGGGCCACAGGUGAUCAGACGACUCCAACAUGGACCAACAGGUCAUAGCGUGACCGUAGUUGAGUAAGAAGACGGACUUGAUGACGUCCUGAGGCUGGAGCUUUUUCCUCUUUCAGAUCAGAUCAGAUGAUGAGUUUGUUACCACCACAUUCUGUGUUCAUCUUCCCUUCCACUGAGUCUGGGACCUUUUGAGACCCGUGCAUUGGAAAGGUGGAUUCCAACCUGCACGGUCUGGGCUGUCCGAGGGUUCAUAGGACAUAUGAGGGGUCAUUUUACGCAUCGCUUUUACAAAUCCAAAAUGACGAAUGAUUCAAAAUAUAACAGGGGGUGCAAGAAAACACUGGUUUCUUUGAGGACUUGCAACCCAAAAAAGUUUUGGAACCGCUGCACAGGGAAUUUCUGCUUUUACCUCCAACCUUAAUUUUCUGGACAUAAAUCUGUGAUUCUUGUAUUUUGUUCUGUCAAUAAAUGGCAGCAGUUAAGUUAUUGGUUCCCCUGGUUGAUUAUAAACAUCACCUCAGGCCCUGAUGUGAACUAAUCAUCUGAGCCUGAGCUGUGAUUUAGAAAGGGCUUUUGUGUUCACUUCUAACUGCACAGCAUCCUGCGAGUGACUGAAAGAAAACUCUGGGGUGCGUUUGGAUAUUGUCCUUUUGAAAUGUUGUGAGAGGUUUCCAUCGAAAUUACUGUUCAUCUGGCUGAUGAGCAACCUCUUGUGUUUCUGCAAGUUUAUUUUGCUAAAGACACAAGGAUCCACUGAUCUGUGUCCUUGGUUGACAGCAAAUAUACAAGAUAGCAAGUAAAAUUACUAUUUAACAAAAAUAAAUGUAUGUUUUGCUUUGGUUUGACCCUUUCAAAUGUGAUGUAUGUAUUUCUUGAACUUAAAUGAUUUUCAAUCACAAA